CCGAAAAGAGAAUACCUCUCUCUCUCUCUCUCUCUCUCAUCUCUUCUUCUCGUCGCCUUUGCUUUUCUAGUGUAAAUCUGUCCAAGCAUGAGCUUAUCAACCACCUCUUUCGACGAAGAUCCGCUCUUCCCCUGGCUUCUGAAGAUUAGAAAAUCGACGGAAGAUGUAUGCAGUGGUAGAAGUUCCGGGGAAGAUCUCGACAAGCUUCUCUACGAGUGUAUCUCAACUUACAAGGAAGAUCCUCGCUACCGAAAUGACAUCAGAUUCCUCAAGAUCUGCUUUCUCUACCUUGAAGGCAGUGAAGAUUUCGAGAGGGUUUAUAAAGAAGUUGAGGAGAAUGAGAUAUGCAAAGGUCACUCGUUGCUCUACGAAUGGUACGCCACUUUUCUCGAGCUCAAAGGCUUAUGGAUAAGAGCACAUUUGGUCUAUCAGACUGGCCUUUCAAGGAAAGCCCAACCAUUUGACAGGUUAAAAGAGGCUCACUCCUUCUUCUUACAACGUAUCUCUAAGCGCACCAAACCAUCUCCCCUUCCUAAGGUUGGUGUUGAGACGCUUUUUGUUAACCCCUGGGAAACCUCCACUGUGAACGAUUUAAUGCUCAAGAUAAAACCCCAGCUUGUCAAAUAUGAUGGUUACUAUGCAAGCAACAAAGCUUUCCCCGCCAAACCCAACUUGUCUUCUUUCCAGAAUUUUGCAAGAAAUAAGAUCAUUGACAUAGGUGGAAGGAAGUACCAGAUCAAGGGUUGUGCUGGUCAAGGUGGUUUUGCUCAAGUGUUCAAAGCAUGCAUUGACAACAAUCCUGAUGAAAUUGUUGCUCUCAAGGUACAAAAGCCACCUUUCCCUUGGGAAUUUCACAUGUAUCGCCAGCUUGAUUGCAGGAUCCCCGAGAACCAAAGAUCAAGUUUUGGAUUGGCUCAGAGAGUGCACGUGUAUUCAGACUGCAGUGUACUUGUGUGCGAUUAUCUAUCACAUGGGACACUCCAGGACGUCAUAAACUCGUAUGUCGUUGUUGGGAAGUCCAUGGAAGAAGUUUUGUGUAUGUAUUACACAAUAGAGAUGCUGUACAUGCUGGAAACUCUGCACAGUGUUGGAAUCAUUCAUGGUGAUUUUAAGCCAGACAAUCUGCUGAUCCAAUACCCUCAGAAAAAUCUAACCGAGACAGGCUUUCAUGAGAAAACAGGCUCUUGGAGCAAUCAGGGUCUCUGUCUUGUGGACUGGGGUAGAGGAAUAGACUUGAGCCAGUUUUCUAGCACCACCCAGUUUACAGGAGAUUGUCGUACGUCAGGAUUCCGUUGCACAGAGAUGAAGGAGAACAAACCUUGGAAGUUUCAGGUGGACACUUAUGGACUCUGUGUAAUCGUACAUAUGAUGCUGCACAACACAUACAUGGAGAUCGAUAAGAAACAAUCUCUGGACGGUGGCCACGUAAAUUUGCCAAGAAGUUCCUUCAAAAGAUACUGGAACGUGGAUCUGUGGAAGGAACUGUUCACGAAGCUGCUCAACAGUAAGAUGUGUGAAGAUGACACAGAGACACUGAGGAAUCUGAGAAAGGCGAUGGAAGCGUAUAUAUGCUCUGAUCCUAAGCUCAUGGACAAGCUUAACGAGUUACUCGCCAAACAGCGUGUCUCUUUAUGCUCUUCGUAAUUAUUUCCACAUAAAAGAGUCUCUGUAAAGUCUGUUUGUGUGUGAAAAAAAAGAAAGAAAGAAGGAAACAUUCAUAGACACUCUGCUUGCCUCUCAAGUGAUGCGCAAUAUGUUAGUUUGACUAAUUGAUGUAUCUAACACAUUUCCACUGGUCCUAUUUUGUAUUUCGCGUCACAUGUAUUGCUGUAAUGCAUUGGUUAAUUUAGUUAAGAAGUCAAGUACUCA
Messenger RNA from Raphanus sativus (radish), 1869 nucleotides. Its product is annotated as mitotic checkpoint serine/threonine-protein kinase BUB1. The coding region runs from base 88 to 1644 and encodes 518 amino acids. Lineage: Eukaryota; Viridiplantae; Streptophyta; Magnoliopsida; Brassicales; Brassicaceae. Gene Ontology annotation, molecular function: protein kinase activity; ATP binding. The record is from RefSeq and is a predicted model, not a curated record. Gene Ontology annotation, biological process: protein phosphorylation; mitotic spindle assembly checkpoint signaling; meiotic sister chromatid cohesion, centromeric. The transcript is spliced from 14 exons.